Messenger RNA from Clunio marinus, 512 nucleotides. The record is from the annotation of a GenBank genome assembly. NCBI's taxonomy places the organism in Eukaryota, Metazoa, Arthropoda, Insecta, Diptera, Chironomidae.
GUUUUCUCUCACAUUCGAUAGACAAAGGAAGCAGAAAAUUUUCGAUUAAAUAAAUAUAAAAAGUUUUAUUCUGCAUAAACAAGUCUUGAAUGAUAAAUAAGGAACAUAAAGAAGACGAAACAUUUGAAGACAAACUCGGUUUCUUCUUAAUUCUUUGUUACUAUCUCAGAAAGGAUAAUCUGCUUCCGACAAGACAAAAGACAAAGAGGAAAAUUUUAGCUUAUCAACGUUUAAGACGUGAUCAAUUAGAAAGACUUGAAAGUGUAGCUGAAGAUAAAAAUGUCAACGUUCAAACUCAAACACUCAGUGUUAAUCAAAACACUCAACAACUCACUCAAAGUGUCAUUGAUAAUCAUUCAAAGAGCUCAAAUCAUUUAGCGGAAAAUAUAAGACAACCUAGAUUUUCUAAAUUUAGUUCUUUCGCAAUUUUACAAUCAUCAGCAACAUGGGAUACUCCACCGUCGUAUGAUGAAUGUCACAAACUCUCUAGAAUUGACGAAGAUCCUAAUUAA